AUGAGUGAAGAUGUAAUAGUUAAAAAACUUAAAUUAUCUAAUGGUAUUUAAAUAUACCAAUAUAAUUUAUAGCCAAUUUUGUUUUGUAAUAUGGUGAACCAAAAUUUGAUACAAAAUAAUUGAUGUAAAGUGAUGCUCAAAGAAUUUUUAAUUAAUAUUCCUAAAUUGUUAAAGAUGAGAAACGACCUUAAGUUUUUGGGUUUAUAACACAAUAAACAAAUGCAUUAUUAAAAAGAAUGGAAGAGCAUCGUUAAAUACUCAAAUAAUAAAUUGAACUGCAAUUAAAGAUUUGUUAAGGGAAUAUUCUUUUAUAAAAAGCCUUGCUUAGUUACGAAUUAAAGAAAAUGAAUUGA
This is a messenger RNA of Paramecium primaurelia, 353 nucleotides long. The record is from the annotation of a GenBank genome assembly. NCBI's taxonomy places the organism in Eukaryota, Ciliophora, Oligohymenophorea, Peniculida, Parameciidae.